AUGACAAGCGAUCAUGUGGUAUCGGGCCACGGAACUAUCCAUGCGCCAUUAAUGGAGUUGAGAAACAGCCGUUUGUAUACCAGGCUUCCCUGGAAAUGCAAGUCCUACUGUCAUCGCAACAUCCAAGGAGACAAGACUUGCUCUGCCAGCAACACCUUGGUAGAACCACUUCAUAUCAUGUACCAACCAACACCAAACAGUUGCGAUGGCCAUUUGCCGGUGACGUCGUGCUCCAACCUCCAAAACCUGUUACUGUGUAUGUACUGA
Molecule: messenger RNA, 267 nt
Organism: Bipolaris victoriae FI3
Lineage: Eukaryota; Fungi; Ascomycota; Dothideomycetes; Pleosporales; Pleosporaceae
Exons: 1
Coding region: 1-267 (88 amino acids)
Source: RefSeq, a predicted model, not a curated record